AUGGCUGCGCCCAUGAUUUUUUGUCUGGGGUUGGGAAGUUUUCUCCGAUGGAUGCUGUUCAAAACGCCCUGUGCUCAGUGGCUUGCGACGAGACAAGAGGCUGUUACUCCUUUGACAUCAUGGAAGAGAGUCGUGGAAGGAGUGUCUCUCUACAGCCAAGGAAUAUCGCCAUAUAAAGGGGAUCUUUUUCAUGAGCCCCCUUUGAUGCUUAGAUUUUUCGACUUCGUCGUCACAGUGAUGCCAGGAUAUUUAGAUUUGUUCUUCAUUGUGAUGGAUGUCGUGAUAGCCGUCGUCCUAUAUGAUACAGUCCACUGGUAUGGCCGCUACUUGCUCAAGAGGCAAGACAGAGAGGCAAAAACUUAUGCAUCAGAUGUGAAACCGUUGCUCCUGAAAUCAUCGGACCUGUUCUGGACGAAAACAAAGAUAGUAGCGCUAUAUUUAUUUAAUCCCUACACCAUAGCGGUGUGCCUGGCCAAGUCAACAUCUGUCUUCAACAACCUGGCUAUUGCUCUAGUUUUCCUCUUCACUUUAAAGGGCCAGAGAUUUGGUGCUGCUUUCUUCGUAGCAAUAGCCGGAUACCUCAGCCUUUACCCCCUGAUGUUGGCACUCCCAGUUGCCAUCUUCAUGCUUCAGAGAGAAGGCAAAGUCACCAACUAUUUCAGCCCUUCAAGUCUAAAUGAUAUGUCAAAGACAUUUACGGCAGUUGCUGCACCAUUCUGUGCGCUGUUGUUGAUGUCUUAUCACUUAGAGGGUUCGUGCGACUUUUUGAAAUCAACUUAUGGGUUCAUAUUGACAGUGCCAGAUCUGACGCCGAAUACUGGAGUAUUCUGGUAUUUCUUCACAGAGAUGUUUGAACAUUUCCGUGUGUUCUUCCUCUGGGUUUUCCAGAUCCAUGUUUUUAUCUACACAGUUCCCCUCGGAGUCAAACUCCGGGAUCAUCCCAUCUUUCUCAUGUAUGUUCUGACCACAAUCAUAAGUAUCUUCAAGUCCUACCCAUCUUAUGGUGACGCUAGCCUCUACCUGUCAAUGCUACCAAUGUGGUCCUAUGUAUAUCAAUACGUGCGUAACAGUUUGGUAGUGACAUGCAUGUUUGUGUGCAGCACCGUGCUGGCGCCCAUCCUUUGGCAUCUCUGGAUCUAUGCUGGAAGCGCUAACGCUAACUUCUACUUUGCCAUCACGUUGGUCUACUCAGCGGGCCAGAUAUUCCUUAUAACCGAUGUUGUGUUUGCAUUUCUGAGGAGAGAGUUCCACCUCAUCAACGGCUGCGAACCAAAGCUAGAAAACGGCACAAAAGCUGAAGUCGAGAUUCGAUAAUCAUUUCAAGGCAUCUUUUCCAUUGAAACAUGCUUUAAAGAGAGGUCAACGAAAUAUUCCUAUCACAUCUUAUUAGAUUUGGCACUUAUCAUGAUAAUCAAAGGGAACAGAGUCAGUCUAUGCCUCCUAGUCUCGCCAUCAAGGAGUGAAUAGGCAUGGUAUUUUCCCAACGAGUUUUUAUUGGAAUAGAAUAUAUUUCCACUGUCUAAUCAGUGCAUUUGCAUAACUGCCAAAGAAGUUGCCGCUGACUUGUAGGAAAUUAGGGCCUGACUGCUGAGAUGGUUUUAAAAAAUGUACAGGUUAUAUGAUAUUCAAGAUACAGGACUGUAUCAAGACUUUGAUGUGUGCACUUUUGUUCUGUUGGGCUUAAGGGAAUAUUGAUUAUCAGAUGAGUUGUAGUAGUGUAAGAAACUGUAGCGAAAUAAACAUGUAUAAAAAAACAUAUUUUUCACGAAGGGGAGGUCAAAGAGCCAUUUGUUUCUUUAUAUAGCACUGAAGGGGGCCAUCUCUUGUACUUAAGCUACCAUCCUUCUAUCCCUUAACACGACCUGGCCUGUAAACAAAUUGCACUGUUGUUUUCCUUAUAUGACUGUAGAUGUAGCACUUGUCCUCAAUGUAUUUACUUGGUUGCUCUUGUGCUGAUUAAAAGGGUGAGCAAAAAAGUAACAAGAAAAUAAGACACAUUCAUACUGAGAGUUCCUGUGAUUUAGCAGUUAUCUUCAUGAGGACUCUUGAGCAUGCUUGAGUGCAAUCUCUCAUGCGCUUUCAAAAAAUAUUCGAAUUUCAACUUUCUUAAAACGUUAGGUAGUUCUCUCGGUUUUAAUGUCCCAACAAAAACAAGCAACAGUGUAGGAUAUUUCUCAAUGUACAGUGAGCUUAUACUGUGAAUGGGCUGAUGUACAAAGGUCCUGGGGUUCAACUGUUUUCAUGAUUGGGACUCUUGAGUGCAGUCUCUCAUGUGUGCUUGCUGUACAAUGUUAGGUGUUUUACAAAUUGAAAGUACAUGUUUAUGUUCAUGCUUAUGCCAUAGUUGACUUGUACAACAAUUGUUUUGUAAUAAUAAAUUAUUAUUUUU
Lineus longissimus is the source of this 2389-nucleotide messenger RNA. RefSeq names its product phosphatidylinositol glycan anchor biosynthesis class U protein-like. Gene Ontology annotation, biological process: attachment of GPI anchor to protein. Gene Ontology annotation, cellular component: membrane; GPI-anchor transamidase complex. The record is from RefSeq and is a predicted model, not a curated record. Lineage: Eukaryota; Metazoa; Nemertea; Pilidiophora; Heteronemertea; Lineidae. The transcript is spliced from 12 exons. Bases 1 to 1314 code for a protein of 437 amino acids.